Messenger RNA from Drechmeria coniospora, 2754 nucleotides. RefSeq lists its product as uncharacterized. The transcript has 5 exons. NCBI's taxonomy places the organism in Eukaryota, Fungi, Ascomycota, Sordariomycetes, Hypocreales, Ophiocordycipitaceae. The record is from RefSeq and is a predicted model, not a curated record. Bases 1 to 2754 code for a protein of 917 amino acids.
AUGCGAUGCUACCUCGCCCUUUGGGCCUCGGCGUUGGCAGCUGCCUCGACCUCCCUCACCGACAACCCGUAUUCUGUCCUACCGAUGCCCAGUUCCAGUCCGGAAACCUGCCUUUCGACUACCACGGCCACGCUCACCCAUGAUACGUAUCCUGCUCCGCCGGCUGCUAGCUCCGGUCCCGUGACCACUAUGCCAACUCCUUCAGCCUCCCUCACCAAUAGCCCGUAUCCCGUAUCGCCAGACUCCAGCUCCAGCUUGGUGACCAGUCUGGUGACCACCACAAUCUAUUCACAAACGACGCUGAUGGAAACAUACAGCGCCCCAUGUGUCCAGUGUUGCACUCGCACCUACUCGUGCACGCCUCAGGUCAUCCGUGUUACGGAUACCGUCACGGAAACGGUCACAGCUACGCAGCAUCUCGUCUCCACCAAGCUGGAGUAUACGACCGAAUUCGUCACCUCCACCUCUACCUUGACAUUCGAGACGGUAAGGAAUGAUCCUUGGGAGACAGUCCAGUACUUCAUUUCUGAAUCUCUUCCCUUAGUCGUACCCAAUAACGGUCACAAAAGUGCAAAGACCGUCUUCGAACGUUGCCUACCCAACAGUUGGAGACGGCGUGUGCGAGACGAUAACCACGACCGAGUGGAUCACCACGACGGCCACCAAACCAGUAACAGUCAUCGAGUCAUCUAUCACGACAAAGACGGUCAUGGUGCCAACCGUGUCAUUGUUGCCUACAACCGUGCAAGAGACUCAAACACUGACACUCACCACACCGUCGUCGCGACUAGCAUUAGCACUGCAUACCAGACGACCGUCUCUACCUUGACGACGAGUUUCCCGGUGAUUUCCGAGGUUACCAGACUGGUCACUCAGGUAGCCACAAUUACUGCACCUGGAAAUACCGUCACAGACACUAUUUCUCUACCUGGAGAAACGGUCACUGCACCACGAGAAACAGUCACGGACACUGUUUCUCUGCCCGGAAAUACGGUCACUGCAACUGCGCCAGGAGUUAGAGUCACUGACACCAUUUCACUACCUGGCGAGGCCAUCACCAUACCAGGGAAUACAGUCACAUUGCCGGGAAAGCAGACGACGUUGAGCCUUCCCGGGGAGACGAGAACAUUGCCCGGGAAACUGGUAGUCUCAACUUACACGAAGGAGCUCCCGGCGCAAACCGUUACUGUGACCAAGGAUGGGGCAGUCUUCACAACAGCAAUUCCUGGCGAGAAUGUCGUCAUCACCGUCACAGCUACGCCUGCCAUCACGACCGUCACCGCGCCUCCAGAAUCCGUCACGGUCACGAUCUGUCCGUCACCAACGGGCGCAAUGUCACCGCUGUCACCUGACUCCAACCUCACGUUUGGCUGCAAGCCGGGAUUCGUUUGCAGUCUUCCGAAGCCAAAUGGGUGCAAGCUAUGGCCAGGACCUCCGUCGAAAGAUUUCCUCUGCGAAUACCAGUUAUGCAUCCCGUCGCCUCCAUUUAAAAACGUUGCGUGGGGCCAGAAUGAGACAGGCUACUACCCUCCGUCGUGGGGAUACUUCAACUUGAACCCGGAGGCUUUUGGCUUGUCGUAUGAUAUAUUCGACUAUUACGUCUACGAAGACGUCAAGGAUGGCCACGCCACUACCAUCACGACGGGAAACUGGAAGUCGCAGGCCAGCCUGUCGGAGUGGCCACGUUCCUCCACCAGCGCUACCCCUGCACAUUUCCCACCGCCGUACGGCAGCCAGCGUCGGCGCCGUAAACUCCACACCUUUGGAAAGCGUGACAUCACACCUGGAAUAUGCUUUGACGACUGUAAUAAUGCAUUUGGAAUUGCUCAAUCUGUUGGAAAAACAGAUGCCUUAUGCAAGGCUGGCACUUCAUUCCAGACCAGCUGGAGUCAGUGCACAGAAUGUAUCACCAAGAACGAGAAGUCGACGAAGACCACCAUUCGGGACUACGUCGGUCCCGAGUUCUCUCAGUUUCUAGAAUAUUGCGCAGGCAAUAGCCCGGCAGCAACGAUCGCGUCCGUCAUUGCGCCUGAGCGCAUCGUCAGCUCGCAGCCUGCUGUGGGAACGGCCAGUCAAGGACAGACUAGCCGCAACGGAUUCGCCCUCAUCGGAUCAACCAUGCCCAGUUCGAAUGGGCCGACUAUGGACAUUAACACUUUGGCAGGUACCACAGUUGUGGAAUCUCGCGAGCCCACUUCCGUCCGGCCGGACUUGACAGUCAGAACCUCUCCUGCAGCCGUGCCAUCCUUGGCCCAAACUGCCCGCUCGAUAGGCUCAGCGUCCAGAUCCGCCUAUGCCGUCGAGACCGAGACCGCGCUCGCGACUGGAGCACCUUCUAUAUCGGUCUCUGAACCAGGUCCUAGUUCUGGCUCUGGCCCAGGGUCCAACUCUGCAUCCGCCUCAGCCUCGGGGCCCGUAUCAGUGUCCAAAUCCGGAACCGUUUCCCAAUCACUGUCAUCGCCAACUGCUGGAGGUGACCGAAGCUCAAGGGAAAUUAAUGGAGGCGAUGCAACGGCUACUUUAGGUUCAAGUGGUGUUACCCAAACUGGGGGUGGGCCGAGGAGCAGUUCAAGGGGCGGCGUGCACUCAGCCCCCCAAGGUCUGGACAAUGCCGCCAGCUCGAGAGUCGUUACUAGGACUGAGAGCCCCUCCAUCCCAGCUCAUCCUACCGUCGUUUCCUCAACUGGUUCCGGCAUGGCUAUCGACUGCUACAUGGUAGUCUCGCUUUUGACCGUCGCGGCCAUUGUGCUCUGA